Pestalotiopsis fici W106-1 is the source of this 915-nucleotide messenger RNA. RefSeq lists its product as uncharacterized. The transcript has a single exon. The record is from RefSeq and is a predicted model, not a curated record. NCBI's taxonomy places the organism in Eukaryota, Fungi, Ascomycota, Sordariomycetes, Amphisphaeriales, Sporocadaceae. The coding region runs from base 1 to 915 and encodes 304 amino acids.
AUGCUUUCUUCACUCUGGGAACAGCCUGAAAAAGUGCAGGCAGAGAUUUUCUCGGCGUUGCCAGACUCCUUUCGACAGCUUGGUCAGUCUGAGCACUCUCGCAACCAAAAGCGCGGCCGGCCGCUGGACUCUUUUCUUGAAGGUCCAUUGGUACGAAAUGGCAUCCUGUACUUGACCGAUAUCCCCUACGGACGUAUCUUUGCGCUGGAUCUUUCCACCAGGGUAUGGACAUUGGUGGUCCAGUAUGACGGCGAGCCAAAUGGGCUCGCGUGGCACGAAGGCCGCCAAAAGAUUCUCAUUGCCGAUUUCAAGUGCGGUAUUCUGGAGCUUGAUCUCAAUGACCGAAAAGUCACAACGCUCAUGGAUCGCUUCAACGGCGAAAGGCUCAAGGGUCCAAAUGACCUUGUUGUAGCCCGCGAUGGGACAAUUAUUUUCACCGAUCAGGGCAUGAGCGGACUUCAAGAUCCGAGUGGCAGGGUCUACCGCAUAGGUACCGACUGCCGGGUUGAUGUUUUGCUCCGAAACUGCCCUUCACCCAAUGGCCUAGUGCUUGACGUCAGCCAGACGUCUCUGUUUGUCGCAAUGACCCGGGAUAACAGCAUAUGGCUCGCGCCACUGUAUCCUGAUGGCAGUGUCCAACGCACUGGCCGCUUUUCAAGUUAUUUCGGCGUCGGAGGACCCGAUGGAAUGGCCACUGAUAUUGAAGGCAAUAUCUUCGUAGCUCAUUCUACCCUUGGCACGGUCUUUGUGCAUCGCAAAGAUGGCACAUUGCGGACUAGGAUUCUGACUGGGCAUCUCGGACAAGGCACCACAAAUCUCACCUGGGGCGGCGAUGACGGAAGGCUCUUGUAUAUAGUGGAGAGUGAAAGUGGCUCUGUACUGACGGUGACAUGGCACUGUGCUGGAGUUUGCUAG